AUGGCAGACACGGCGGAGGGCGAGCCGCCGGAGCUGCUGUACAUGGAGAACGAGAACUACCACAUGGUGGACGCGCUCCCCUACAUCGACACGCAGCUCGGCCAGGUGGAGGUCGCUCAGCAGGUGAAGGGCCUCAUCGAGGAGGAGAUGAGGCAUUUCGAGCCGCGGGACUACCUGGCGAGCCUGCCCGAGCCUGAAUUCCCUCUGCUGGCCAGCGAGACAGUCAGCCAGGAGCUCAAGCGUGUGAGCUCCGGGGAGCCGCUGGCGGGCAUCGACCUGGGCCGCUACCAGCUCGAGCAGCCCCAGGGCCAGCUGGCGCAAGACCACGGUGCCUGGCGGAAGGCAGCAGAGGCGGCGCACAUGCAGCUGGAGUACAAUCGUCUCAGGCGCGACGUUUACGGGGCUCGUGAGAAGCCUCUUGAGCAGCAUCGAGCGGUCUCCACGCUUGUUAUCAUUGGGGAUCCUCCUGUCCACGCGGACGCGCACCACUGCCUCGCGAGCGGCCACGUCCGCGCGGCGUCUGCCGUACGCGGCGCGCUUCUCCAUCACGGCGCCGACUGCACUUACGAUUGUCGCAUCUUCGACGCGUACUCCCGCCGCGAGAAUCUCGGCAGCUCCAUCGCGAAACCAGAGGCCGUCGUCGUCAAUGUAGAGGCGCCUUGA
Molecule: messenger RNA, 663 nt
Organism: Prorocentrum cordatum
Lineage: Eukaryota; Dinophyceae; Prorocentrales; Prorocentraceae
Source: the annotation of a GenBank genome assembly